This is a messenger RNA of Entamoeba invadens IP1, 660 nucleotides long. RefSeq lists its product as hypothetical. Bases 1 to 660 code for a protein of 219 amino acids. The transcript has a single exon. The record is from RefSeq and is a predicted model, not a curated record. Lineage: Eukaryota; Evosea; Mastigamoebida; Endamoebidae.
AUGGAUUUUGUAACUCCCUCUGCUUUUACUUUCCAUCAUCAUAUCACUGAAGAAUCCAAAGGAGUCUACAUUUUAUCUUCAGAUAACAAAUUAAACUGCAAAGACUCAGUUUUACUCAAUGAAAGAAAAGUAAUAAGAACUCCAGAGAAAGUUGCGAAGAAUAGAGGACUGUUAUUGGCCAAAAGAGCAUCAGUGGACCGAGAUGCUGCACAACAAAGCUUUUUAUUAGCUUUAUUUGUGUCACAUGGAUUUGAUAUUAAAUUAAAAAAGCUUUAUAAAAAGGGGAAGACAACCGCACAAGUAUUUGUUGUGGAAGAAAUUAGUCAAAAUGGAGAGUUAAUAUUUUCGGAAUCUGAAUGCGACUCAUCAGAGGAAGACAUGAAAAAGAAACGUCGAAAUCUCGACGCUUUAACAAAUAACAAACUGAUCGAGUUAGCUAACUUUUAUUGCAACACAUCUCUCGAGUUUAAGAAAGGUAAGACUUCUAUCGUCUGUGUCCAGAUGAAGAGAAUUCAAAAACUUGAGAUCAAUGGAAAGUCCUAUGGGUUUCAUGAGAUCGCUAAAAUCGGAAUGCAAAUCAACAAUACUAUCUUACACUUAAUGACUCCAAACGGGUGUGUUCUAUCUCAAAACAAUACUCACUUGCCAAUAUCCUUCUAA